UAUUCUUGAUGGGCAGGGGCAGCCGGAAAACCUCGAAUACCAAGAGGACCUGGAAUCCUCUCUCCCUAUUCUGCAGAAACAACCACCACUCACACUUAUUGUGGAAAUGGCGAUUAAUCCCCAAACCCUUUUUUUCUCUGCACAAGAACAAGCUAAUCCAAGCUGCACACACCACUACUCAUCACCGUUUGGCUGCAACCCCGGAAUGGGCUUCUCCCCUUCUUGCCCAGGGAGAGGAGACAAUGAAGAUUCAGGUGAACCAGGCGUUGGCGUCAAGGAGGCUCUCGUUCGAGCUAGAGGAAUCGUGUUCGAUUUUGGCGACGGCGGCGGGGUUCCCGUUCAAGGAGUGUGAGGUGGUGGCGAUGGAGACUGCGGAUCCGUACAGGGAGCUGGUAACCUCCAUGGAAGAGAUGUUGGAGGUUUAUGGGGUGAAGGGAGAUGAUGAAGGGAAUAAUAAGUUGGAUUGGGAGUGUUUGGAGAAUUUGCUGGCUUGGUACUUGAGGGUUAACAGCAAGGGGAUCCAUGAUUUCAUCGUUUCUGCGUUUGUGGAUGUGUGCUUUUCUCUCCUCUCCUCUGCACCCGAUAACAAUAAUCAUAAUAAUAAUGAUGAUAAACACAGUGAUCCAUCUUGAAUUGAAAUUCUCCGUAUUAUAUUUGGAUCA
Ipomoea triloba (trilobed morning glory) is the source of this 662-nucleotide messenger RNA. RefSeq names its product transcription repressor OFP13-like. Lineage: Eukaryota; Viridiplantae; Streptophyta; Magnoliopsida; Solanales; Convolvulaceae. The coding region runs from base 9 to 632 and encodes 207 amino acids. The record is from RefSeq and is a predicted model, not a curated record. Gene Ontology annotation, biological process: negative regulation of DNA-templated transcription. The transcript has 2 exons.